This is a messenger RNA of Girardinichthys multiradiatus, 1824 nucleotides long. RefSeq names its product DnaJ heat shock protein family (Hsp40) member B1b (gene dnajb1b). The transcript has 3 exons. Gene Ontology annotation, molecular function: transcription corepressor activity; Hsp70 protein binding. Lineage: Eukaryota; Metazoa; Chordata; Actinopteri; Cyprinodontiformes; Goodeidae. Gene Ontology annotation, cellular component: cytosol. The record is from RefSeq and is a predicted model, not a curated record. The coding region runs from base 198 to 1262 and encodes 354 amino acids.
CCUGUGGCGUCACAGUGGAGAUUGGUCGGGCUGAGUGUGGAGAAGUCUAGAAGUUUCCACGCUGUUUAUAUGGAACACGUUGGGAACUUCAACUGCCCGAGUGGAGUCGGACAACCGACCUGGCGCUGAAGCGGACAACUAAACUUUCCCGAUAACUUUGAAAGAAUAUUUAAUAAUUAGUAAACAAGCGCCGCUGGAUGGUCAAGAUGGGCAAGGAUUACUACGACAUUUUGGGAAUUAAGAAAGGAGCCUCAGAGGACGACAUAAAGAAAGCUUAUCGCAAGCAGGCUCUGAAGUACCACCCCGACAAGAACAAAUCCCCAGGGGCGGAGGAGAAGUUCAAAGAAAUAGCUGAAGCCUACGACGUUUUGAGCGACCCAAAGAAGAAAGACAUUUAUGAUCGUUUUGGAGAAGAAGGUCUGAAAGGCGGAGGAGGACCAACAGGGGGCAGUGGACCUGGCACCUUCAGCUACACUUUUCAGGGAGACCCUCACGCCAUCUUUGCAGAGUUUUUUGGUGGGCGUAACCCCUUUGAGCAGUUUUUUGGUGCUCGAAAUGGAGGUAUGGAAGAGGACAUGGACACUGAUGACCCAUUUUCUCGAUUUGGGAUGGGCGGUGGCGGAAUGGGUCCUGGCGGAAUGGGCGGCUUCUCGCGCCCCUUCGGCCCUGGCAUGGGGGGAAUGGGCAGUCACACUAGCGUCGUAAAGAAGCAGCAGGACCCACCCGUGGUUCAUGACCUUAAGGUGUCACUAGAAGAGGUGCUACAUGGUUGCACAAAAAAAAUGAAAAUCUCUCGGAAAAGACUCAACCCUGAUGGCCGAACGACAAGGAUGGAGGAGAAAAUCCUGGAGGUGCACAUAAAGAGAGGCUGGAAAGAGGGCACCAAAAUCACUUUUGCCAAAGAAGGGGAUGAGACGCAGAGGAACAUUCCAGCAGACGUGGUGUUCGUGUUGAAGGACAAACCUCAUACAGUGUUCAAACGGAACGGCUCGGACGUCAUUUAUACUGCCAAGAUCUCACUACGCGAUGCCUUAUGUGGUUGUACAGUCCAGGCGCCCACACUGGACGGCAGGACAGUGACGGUAACGACCACAGAUAUCGUACAGCCAGGGAUGAAGCGAUGGGUAAGCGGGGAGGGGCUACCUUACCCCAAACGACCCGAUCGUCGAGGGGAUUUGAUAGUGGAGUACGAGGUGAAGUUCCCAGAGCGGCUCAGUCAAAAUGCACGGGACACCAUCGCCCAGGUUCUUCCACGAUCAUAAACAAGAUGAACAUAGCUGCUGGACUCACACUUGGCUGCCAUCUUUUUACUUAUAAAUCAGCAUGAACGUUCACAGGUCAGAACCGCAUCGGACAUUAAGAGUUACACUCCUGGUGUCAGAUUGCCCCAAAUGUACAUGGAUCCCAGUAGUAUAAAUAUGACCUUUUGAGAGAUUUGGAUACAGUGUGCGAGUGCUGCUUUUCAGAGGCUAGAUUGUAAAUAUGUGAGCAAUGUUGUGUGGUGUUUGGUUUACUGGGUUUCUAUUUUCAUGAAAACUGUACAAUAAAUGAGAAAAUACAUGUGCUACUAUUCUACAGAAUCUUUUGCUUCUAAUAGUUUUCAUUGAGAAACAUCUAUUUUUUUGUAUGAAGUAACAGCAUCCAGGUUUGCAGUGGAUGUUUUUCACAGAUGUUUGAGACAUUUUAAGUGUAUAAGAACAGAUUCUUUACUGAGAAUGGCAGCGAAACGCUGAGGAACGACCGUCGGAUGAAAGAUUGUUCACUGUGUCUUCUAUGAUUGAAGCUUCGUUAAGAACAAUAAAGAGGAACACUGGGUGCUGUUUA